GCACGGCACGACGCACGACGGGUCGGAACAAACCUGCAUCGGGAAAAAUCCUUAUGAGUUGAUCCUACACUGACAGACCGCAGAUUUUACCCUCGCCCUUGUGUUUGCACGACUUCGUAUUUGAACAGACUUGCACGACUGCAUUGCUUUGAUGCACAGAGCCACAUGUUUAACCACCGGGCCUGCUUUCGUACUCGCCUUGUAGUUUGUAUUUAAUUUUGGAAGACUUCCGACCAGCAUCUAAGGAGAACAGAAGUUUCUACGCGGUUGUUUGUUGCCGUGGUGGGUCGUGCGACUUGGCAGGAAUGUCCCAGAAGGAUAGACCCACUUUCUAUCGACAGGAGCUCAACAAAACAAUAUGGGAAGUCCCGGAGCGGUACCAGCACCUGUCGCCUGUAGGCUCGGGGGCUUACGGAUCAGUGUGCUCCGCCUAUGAUGUGAAGCUGGGGCUGAAGGUGGCGGUGAAGAAGCUGUCCAGGCCGUUCCAGUCCAUCAUCCACGCCAAGCGGACCUACCGCGAGCUACGGCUACUCAUGCACAUGAAGCACGAGAACGUGAUCGGCCUCCUGGAUGUGUUCAGCCCCCAUGUCACUCUGAAGGAGUUUAACGAUGUGUACCUGGUGACGCACCUGAUGGGCGCCGAUCUCAACAACAUCGUCAAGUGCCAGAAGCUGACGGACGACCACGUGCAGUUCCUCAUCUACCAGAUCCUCCGCGGGUUAAAGUACAUCCACUCUGCAGACAUCAUCCACAGAGAUCUGAAGCCUAGUAACCUGGCGGUGAACGAGGACUGUGAGUUGAAGAUUCUGGACUUUGGUCUGGCGCGACACACAGAUGACGAGAUGACCGGUUACGUGGCGACGCGCUGGUACCGGGCGCCAGAGAUCAUGCUCAACUGGAUGCACUACAACAUGACCGUUGACAUCUGGUCGGUGGGUUGCAUCAUGGCGGAGCUGCUGACGGGACGAACGCUCUUCCCUGGAACAGACCAUAUAAACCAGCUUCAGCAGAUAAUGAGGCUGACGGGAACUCCGCCUGCCUCCCUUAUAAGCAGGAUGCCCAGUCAUGAGGCGAGGAACUACAUCAACUCACUCCCCCAGAUGCCAAAAAGGAACUUUGCGGAUGUGUUCAUUGGGGCAAACCCAACGGCCGUGGACCUGCUGGAGAAGAUGCUGGUGCUGGACACGGAUAAGCGGAUCACGGCGUCCGAGGCGCUGGCCCACCCGUACUUCGCCCAGUACCACGACCCAGACGACGAGCCCGAGGCCGAGCCUUACGACCAGAGCUUCGAGAGCCGCGAGCUGGAGAUCGACGAGUGGAAAAGGCUGACGUUUGAGGCACUGGUCAGCUUUGUCCCUCCCCCCCUCGACGAAGACGAGAUGGAGUCGUGAGGGAGGGAGAGGCGUGACUUGAUGCGUGGUCCAGCCCCCUCUCGCCGGCCGCAGAGGAGACCAUGCCCCCCGCUGGACCACCCCGCCCCCCAUCCCCAAACAGGAAAACAACAACAACAACAACAACAACAACAACACAAUCAGGAAAUGGAUGAUCUCAAAGUGCCUGUAGCUGCACCGUCAGCUGUAGGUUCCCUCCAUAGGCCAAAGGUCAAACAAGGCAAUAUCUUCGGCUCCUCCCCCUUACCUGUCAUGAGAUGUGGGUUGAAAACAAACCUCAAAAUACAAAACCGCUAAUACCGCGAUAUAUUGACGCAGGGAAGACGCAGAAGACGUCUAACGUGAAUGCCUCUCCUGAAUUAGCAAAUACACGGACAGCUACAAAAAUACAGAACGCAGGGAGGAAAUAUUGACAUGCAAAGCAAAUAAACAGAUGCUAUUUGUUAUACACAAUGUAUAGCCUAUGCCUGUACAGGUUGGGAUAUGAGUUCUCCCAAAAAAGAGACUUGUGGAAGCAGCGCUUGAUCAUUUUCUCCAGGUUUUCUAGUUUUCCGUCUUCAGUCAGAGCAGAGUGCUGUGUCUGUCGUCUACUUGGGUGCUCCAGUGUUGGAGCCGUGUAAAUAGAUACCUUAGCAAGCACUCGUGUAAAUAAGUUAUGACAAGCGGCCACCGUUACCAGUUAUUCUGCCAAGGAACGUCUCUCCUGCCUCUAGCCUCUCACCACACACACACACAGACACACAUACACACAGACAGACACAGACACAGACACACACACAGACACACACAUACACACACACACACACACAGACACACACACUCACUCACUUUUGCCCAGUGUGUGUCUUGCCGUGACCUCAGUUCUAAAAGAAUGUCUGCUCAAAUGCCUGCCAGUCAAUCAGUUCCACAAUCAAGAAUGUCAUCUUUUUUAUUUUUGAAUUUGGAGAAUGUAGACCAAUUUUCCAAUUUUACAGCUAACAAGUUUUAAGCAUAGCCUGACCAAGAGCUGGCCGCUGUCUUUAGUCCAGUCCCCCCCCCCGCUCUGCUUCCGUGCUCUGGAACCGGAUGGACCCAGUAGAGCCGCAUGAGUUGAGAUCUGAGAGCCACUGGCCUCACAGCAGCUGAGCUUAGUUCAGAUUCCCAUCGGACAUGAUCCAUUUCUAAUCCUCUGCUGGGCAGAAGCUGUCUGUCUGUCUUAUUUGAACCUCCUCUCCGUGUCCCAGAAGUCUGCAGGUGAACGCGUCUCCCAGUCCGCUGACUAAAGCAAGGCCACUCGGCCCUCUCCACAUGUAAUGGUCCCUCCUCUGUGCAAAUUCUUUAUUUUUAUUGUUAUUUUUAUUUUUUUUGUUGUUGUUGAAUGAAACGAACGGAGAGUAUGCAGAUGCAUAGAUUGCCUUCUCAACCUAUAGGAACUUCUAAUCCUGAUUUAGAACGGCAAAGUGAUUAUUUUUAAAAGUUUUUAAUUAUUUUAUUUGUUUUUUGCGUAAUCCACUUGUUGUUCCCUGUUUGACGAAAAGUAUGUGAUACUGUUUGUAUAUUUAGACAAAUGGAUUUUGUUCCACUGUAGAAACGGCUGUCAGUGUGUAUAUGAGCCAGUGGUCAGACAUCUGUGGGGACCCCCCCCCCCCCAACAGAAGCACUCAAUACCAGCAGAACCCCCUGUUCCACAUCACCUCAGCCCCCAGCAGAACCCCCUGUUCUCGCUCUGCACAACAAACACCACCACACCAAGACUGCCCCCCCCCCCCCACGAACACCCCACACCAAGACUGCCCCCAACAAAACACCCCCACACCAGGACUGCCCCCAACAAAACACCCCCACACCAGGACUGCCCCCAACAAAACACCCCCACACCAAGACUGCCCCAACAAAACACCCCCACACCAAGACUGCCCCCAACAAUACACCCCCACACCAAGACUGCCCCCAACAAAACACCCCCACACCAGGACUGACCCCCACAAACCCCCUCACACCAAGACUGCCCCAACAAAACACCCCUCUCUAUUUACAUGUGUUUCAGUUUAUUCCCAAAUGUGGGUUCCUCAUGGACUGGUAUUAUGUUGAACCUCUGAAAAGCAAUAUCGGUAUGGAGCUUGGCUCUCUCUCUGUCUCUCUCUCUCUCUCUCUCUCUCUCUCUGAGUGUGUGGGAUUGUUUUACUGUUCAUGGGCACAAGUUUACAGGGUUCCAAAGGGUUCAUAUUUGACGUCACAUAAUUGGAAGACCGGUCCACAUCGUAUUUAUUACAUGGUGAGGAAAGCCAUGUCUGCCAUAUAUUAAUGUGAGAUAUAUAAAUAUAUAUAUAUAGUGAUUCUUUUCUUUUUGUUGCAAAAUGAAAGCAUCUUGUCCUUGUCUUGUUGUUUUGUGGCCUGUGCACACAAACAAUUCUCAGUCUACCAACAACACAGGUAACGCAAAACCACUGCAUAAAAUGAAUAAAUAAAGGCAAUUAUUUUUCAGAA
Molecule: messenger RNA, 3857 nt
Organism: Sardina pilchardus (European sardine)
Lineage: Eukaryota; Metazoa; Chordata; Actinopteri; Clupeiformes; Clupeidae
Product: mitogen-activated protein kinase 14A
Exons: 12
Coding region: 306-1391 (361 amino acids)
Biological process (GO): protein phosphorylation; intracellular signal transduction
Cellular component (GO): cytoplasm; nucleus
Molecular function (GO): MAP kinase activity; ATP binding
Source: RefSeq, a predicted model, not a curated record